Molecule: messenger RNA, 1170 nt
Organism: Brugia malayi
Lineage: Eukaryota; Metazoa; Nematoda; Chromadorea; Rhabditida; Onchocercidae
Gene: Bma-bath-40
Product: BTB/POZ domain containing protein
Exons: 8
Coding region: 1-1170 (389 amino acids)
Biological process (GO): regulation of proteolysis; proteasome-mediated ubiquitin-dependent protein catabolic process
Cellular component (GO): cytoplasm; nucleus
Molecular function (GO): ubiquitin protein ligase binding
Source: RefSeq, a predicted model, not a curated record
AUGAACAGAUCUGAGAAAUAUACGUGUGACACGUCACCUGGUACAUAUGCGAAGAGUUCCUAUAUUACUCCAGUGGAUGCACUGCACCUCAGUCAACAGUGGAAAAUUGAGAACUUCACAACUCUCGUGAAACUUGCUCUACCAGGAAACUGCUUACGAACAGGUUUGUUCCGUCACCCGCAACUUCCGGAAGCUUUCUGGCAGCUAUGUUUAUAUCCGGGAGGAAAGCGAGCUGAGAAUGCAAAUAAUGUUUCAUUAUUCCUGAAAAUGUCUUCUACAUCACCAACGAAAGAGGUACGUAUUAAAGUGGAAUAUCGGUUUCAUUUUUUGAAUGAUAAAGGAGUAGCGCUGUUCAGUAAUGUCAAUGUUGGUGAAUUUCAUGCUAAACCUCCCAAAGGUGGACAUUCCUGGGGUCUGCGCAAUAUUCCCAAGCAGAAGAUUCUGAACUGCGUACGGGAUGAUGGUUCACUUGUUAUAUCAUGCCAUAUUGAAUUGUUACCAGACAUCAACCAUACUCAGUGUUACAAUUCUUGGAAGUUGCUUAAUACAAAUGCCCGAACGGUAAGUGGUGACUUCGUGAAGCGGCAAUUAGCAGCAUUUGACAAUGGUUUUAUGGCUGACUGCGUUCUGGAAUGUUCUGGAAGACAGAUUCCUGUUAACAAAUUUGUUUUAUCGGCUCACUCAGAGGUAUUUAAAGCGAUGUUUUCGUAUGAUGAGUUGAUAGAAAGUACAGAGAAGAAAGUUAUUAUUGAAGACGCUGAAUAUGAGGCUGUGAGGUGUAUGCUACGAUAUAUGUAUACGGGAGAAAUGGAACUGGAUACCGAAGUGGCAAAUGUACUGACAUUAGCAGAAAGAUAUCAAAUGGAUGACCUUAAGUUAAUUUGCGAACGAAAGCUUUGCAAUCAGAUUGAUAAAAAUAAUAUUGGAGAGAUGCUGUAUUUGGCUGAUCUCUAUAACUGUAAAAUACUCCGAAGAGCCGCAGUCGAUUUGCUACGCACAAACCAUUCCGUAUUUGCAUCACACGCUUGGCGAUUACUGAAAGAAACGAACCCACAUCUUGUCACGGAGAUAAUGGAAAAAGCGAUUUUUGGUGAAGAAUCGCCACCACUGAAGCGACAGCGUCACCAGAAACUGCUGCUAUCACAGCCUUCGGAUGAUGAAUCUGUUUAA